AUGGCAGCUUUAGGUAGUUCAGAAGGCAUCAAAGCCUUAGCAUGGGCCUUUGCCAACUCAGUCAUCUUUCCCCUUGCACGCUGUACGUUAGCUGCUAUUUCUUCAGAUAAAUCCACCCAAGCUGGUGGUAAACCUACUGCAGCUGUACCCCUACUGCAACAAGAAAAGACAGCAAUUAUUAGGAGAGGAAUGUUUCUAGCAACAAAUCAAUCUCACCCGAUUCCGGGACUCAUCAAUGGUGCCAAUUUAUCAACAUCAAGAUGCACAAGAGCUAAAUCAAUAAUGGAAAAGGAUCUGUUAGGGUUAAGCAAAGAAGAAGUCGACAGCUCGAUCACGGGACCUCCGCCGCCGCCGGAGCUCGAUGGCGACGAGCCCGCUGGAACCCUGACGCUCUUCAAAGCAUCUCUAUACCUUCUAUACAAAAUCGUCCUGUUCCUCGUCGCCAUCAGUAAAUGGAUCAAAAAGAUUUCUACAGAAUCUACAAGAAGUAUAAAAAUCAAACUAGGAAAGGGAUCCAUGAGUGAUGAAAUGGGGACUGAUUCAAUAGGUCUGCUGGGUUUCAAACGAAGCGGAAAAUGUGAUCAGGACAACGGGAAAAGGGCCGGGCUGAACUUCGGGCUGAUAUUUUUGGUGAUAAACUCCUCACGGGUGGCUGAGAGCUCCAAUGGUUGGUGGCGAGUUGGGGGAGAUUUUCCGGUAAGUCUAAUAAUAGUUACUACCGGAACUCCAUGCCCCGUGGUUGAGCACGGCUACGCGAGAGAAAACGACGUGACUCAAGGGUGCUGCUCGAUUUUUUCGGCUGAAUUUUUGGGAAGGUUUUGCACACUCCUUGGCCAGAGUUUUGAGGAAGGAGACGCGUGA
Messenger RNA from Striga asiatica, 861 nucleotides. The record is from the annotation of a GenBank genome assembly. Lineage: Eukaryota; Viridiplantae; Streptophyta; Magnoliopsida; Lamiales; Orobanchaceae.